AUGAGAACUGACGUAAUUUCCGCCUGUUAGUUUCGGUAAAAUCAAAACAGUGCUGAAACGGAGCUCCAAAGCUAGUCUGUCACUAAACUGUACAAUGUGUAACAUUCAUGAUAGGCGGUUAGGACGCCCCUAGCAGCGAGGAGAGUAACAUUAAGUUACUUAAACAAGCAGCGUGUUCUUCACCAUGAAUUUAAGAGGACUCUUUCAGGACUUCAACCCCAGUAAGUUCCUGAUUUAUUCCUGUCUGCUGCUGUUCUCCGUGUUGCUCUCCUUGAGGCUGGAUGGGGUCAUCCAGUGGAGCUACUGGGCAGUUUUUACCCCAAUAUGGUUGUGGAAGCUGUUGGUGAUCAUCGGGGCUUCUGUGGGAACUGGAGUGUGGGCCCACAACCCUCAGUACAGGGCUGAAGGAGAGACAUGUGUGGAGUUCAAGGCCAUGCUGAUAGCCGUUGGGCUCCACGUCCUGCUGUUGAUGUUUGAAGUGUUGGUGUGCGACCGUGUGGCGAGAGGAAACUACUUCUGGCUUCUCGUCUUCAUGCCUCUCUUCUUUGUGUCGCCAGUCUCUGUAGCAGCGUGUAUCUGGGGCUUUAGACACGAUCGCUCCCUCGAGCUGGAGGUGUUGUGUUCUGUAAAUAUUCUGCAGUUCAUUUUCAUCGCUCUGAGGCUGGACAGAAUCAUCAACUGGCCUUGGCUGGUGGUUUGUGUCCCUCUGUGGAUCCUCAUGUCCUUCUUGUGCCUUGUUGUCCUUUACUACAUCAUCUGGUCGGUCCUCUUCCUCCGCUCCAUAGACAUCAUUGCCGAGCAACGGCGGACUCACAUCACCAUGGCAAUCAGCUGGAUGACCAUCGUUGUACCUCUUCUUACCUUCGAGAUCCUUCUGGUGCACAAGCUGGACGGCCACAACAGUCUCAGCUACAUGUGUGUGUUUGUCCCUCUGUGGCUCUCUCUGCUCACACUCAUGGCCACCACCUUUGGCCAGAAGGGGGGGAACCACUGGUGGUUUGGCAUCCGUAAGGACUUCUGCCACUUCCUGCUGGAGCUGCUCCCCUUCCUGAGAGAAUACGGGAACGUGUCCUACGACCUCCAACGCAGCGACGACCCCGAGUCACUGGAGGAUUUCCACGUCCCUGAGGCGCCACCAAAGAUCGCCCCCAUGGUCCACAAGAAGACAGGCGUGGUGAUCACACAGAGCCCUGGGAAGUACUUUGUCCCGCCACCUAAACUUUGCAUCGACAUGCCUGACUAACGGCGUGUCCCAGCUGGAGUGGCUGCAGAGGACACUGAGGACACAGCAGCACAUCCUGGAAGAGGAACUCCUCCACAUGGUGAUGGAUCCAGGAUUCUCCAGCUGUUUUAGGACUAAAAACUGAAACUAGUAAACUGACAGACUGUUUUUCCCACCUGCUGGUGAAGUUACACUGUGUUGUUUUACUCCCUGUUGUAUCCAUGCAGAAGAACAUUAUGGAGGAACGUCUCAGAUCCUCUCUGGUCUGCUCAUGUAGGUCUGUGAGACGCUGAGACUCAUCAGUGAUGGGGACCAUAAGACAGGCUUCUUGUUUCUGUUCUCACUCCUCAACCACAUGUGUAAAGACAAGGGGGCGGAGCUUAAGGAAGGCUUCUUUUUUCAGGUUUAUCGUAAAACAAAACUUCAUUUAAUUAAGGGCAGGAAAGAGUAAAGACAAAAAUAACUUCAGAAAACAAAACAAGUUGAUUUCAUUAAAUUUGUUUGAUCAAAUUAUUUCAAAAAUUGAAAAGUCAAAACUGCCCAGUGACAAGUUUUGUCUUUUCAGUAAACCUGACAAAAGAGAAUAAUUAAAAAGCACUUUGUUAACAUGUAAGCUAAGUACUGUAGGACUUUUGUAUUCCUUUUCCUUUUUGUAAAUACCACAGCUUGUUUGGGGACCAGAGGGUUUAAAUGAAACCAGUCCUACACUCCUGCUUUAUUCAAGCCUACGUAGCAUCUGUGCUGAUGGAAGAACUUUUACAAUAAAUCUGUUGCACAAA
Messenger RNA from Nothobranchius furzeri (turquoise killifish), 2001 nucleotides. RefSeq names its product transmembrane protein 185 (gene tmem185a). The record is from RefSeq and is a predicted model, not a curated record. NCBI's taxonomy places the organism in Eukaryota, Metazoa, Chordata, Actinopteri, Cyprinodontiformes, Nothobranchiidae.